AUUUUUUUUUUCUCCCCACUCCCAAAUCCCAAUCGUUUAAAUACCCACAUCCUUGUUAUUCUCCUACCUCCAAUACACAUCUACCUGUCUCCUUUCCCUUCUUUCUUGAUAUCUUUCUUUCUUAUUAGCGAAAAUGCGUAUGAGUUGUAAUGGUUGUAGAGUCCUACGCAAAGGGUGCAGUGAGAAUUGCAGUAUUAGGCCAUGUUUGCAAUGGAUCAAAAGCCCUGAAUCCCAAGCCAACGCUACUGUCUUCCUAGCCAAAUUCUACGGCCGCGCCGGACUCAUGAAUCUCAUCAACGCUGGCCCCGAACACCUCCGCCCUGCAAUAUUCAGGUCGUUGCUAUAUGAGGCAUGUGGGAGGAUAGUGAACCCGAUAUAUGGGUCAGUGGGGCUGUUAUGGUCGGGAAGCUGGCAGCUAUGUCAAGCCGCAGUGGAAGCUGUGCUAAAAGGCUCGCCGAUCACUCCUAUUACAUCGGAAGCUGCAGUGACAGACCAUGGUCCGCCGUUAAAAGCCUACGACAUUCGCCACGUGUCCAAGGAUGAGAACUCAGCCGCGUCCAACGAUCCGAUCCGAGUCAAGACAAGGUGCCGGUUCAAACGGUCCGUAGUCAAGCCCAAAGCAUGUAAAGCCGGCUUAAACAUAGAAAACAGCUCGGCGGCGCCUCGAGAAAUCAAGCCGAGUAGUGGGUCUUCGACGAGCCACGAGUCCUCGCUGAGCCACCAAUCGGCUUUUGCGCCGGUCGAGGGCGAGAGCAAAGAGACUGAGAGCAUGGUAUCUGUGGAAACGGCUGAACCGGAGUCGAUCCCUAAACCGCAGCCGGCUCAAGAAAGCGAGUUAGCCUUGGAGCUGACGCUGGGAUUCGAGCCGAUGACGUCACGAUUGAAUCGUGUGGUUCCAGUGAAGAAGAGAAAGGUUUGUGUUGUUAGUGAUAGCAGCGGCUCGGCUGAUAUAGUCGGCGCAUGUAAGAUGGAGCUGGGUCUUGAUUAUCCAGCUUAAGAGUGAAGCCCAAGUUAAAGGGAAAAAAAAAAAAAAAACCAAAAAAGAAGAAGAAGUCAGGCAGUCCAGUUUUGACGGCUCAGAUCGGCUUUGUCUAGUUCCAUAGAAGAGAUCAUGACCCUUCUUUUUUGUUGUUACUUUUUGCAUGUACUCUUUUUUUUUUUUUUUUUUUUUUUGUUAGGUCUUUCUUGUUUUACCCUUGGUGAUGAGGUGUAAAAAUGUGGGUGCAAAUAUAGGGAGAGGGACAAACAAAUCUUUGUUUUUUUAAAAAUCAAAAUCUUUGCUGAGAUAGGAUUUGGGAUUUGUAGGAUCUUUUCUAUAGCUUGUGAAUUGUGACCAAAUCUUAAACAAUGAUGCGGAUUGAUGAA
Molecule: messenger RNA, 1365 nt
Organism: Quercus robur (English oak)
Lineage: Eukaryota; Viridiplantae; Streptophyta; Magnoliopsida; Fagales; Fagaceae
Product: LOB domain-containing protein 40-like
Exons: 2
Coding region: 134-997 (287 amino acids)
Biological process (GO): regulation of gene expression
Source: RefSeq, a predicted model, not a curated record